AUGGCUUCCUCUCUCCAGUUCCUCCUUUUCUCUUCUCUUCUCUUCCUUUCUCUCUCCUACGCUCAACGUUCUUCUCGCCCCAAUGCCCUUGUCCUCCCCGUCUCCAAAGAUGCUUCUACCCUUCAAUACCUAACCAAAAUCAACCAGAGGACGCCAUUAGUUCCGGUGACCCUUGUGGUUGAUCUGGGUGGUCGGUUCUUGUGGGUUGAUUGCGAGAACAACUAUGUCUCAUCAACUUACCGGACACCGGGGUGUAACUCCGACAAGUGUUCUAUCUCUAGAUUUGCCGCCGUCUGCGGCGGUUGCUUUCCUUCUCCUAGGCCUGCAGGGUCACCAUGCAUGAGAAACAGAUGCAUUCUCUCCGCCGACAACUCUGUCACGAGAACAGCCAACGACGGUGAGCUUCUUGAAGAUGUCGUUUCCGUUCAAUCCACCGAUGGGUCGAACCCUGGUCCUGCGGCCACCGUUUCUAAAUUUCUAUUCUCCUGUGCACCAACUUCCCUUUUGAAAGGCCUUGCCGGUGGUGCCACAGGCAUGGCCGGACUUGGCCGGUCUCAGAUUUCACUUCCGUCGCAGUUCGCUUCUUCCUUUAGCUUCCCCAGAAAAUUCGCCGUUUGUCUCUCAUCAGGCACCGGCGUCAUAUUCUUCGGCGAUGCCCCAUACAAACUUCGUCCUAACAUUGAUCCUUCAGAUUCACUCACCUACACACCACUCUUCAUUAACCCAGUAAGCACCUCUUCAGGUUAUCUUCUCGGUGAGUCCUCCGUCGAGUACUUCAUCGGAGUUACCUCCAUCAAGAUCACCGACAAAGUCGUACCAUUAAACACCUCAUUGCUUUCCAUUGACGCCGAAGGCUACGGCGGAACAAAGAUCAGCACAGUAAAUCCCUACACUGUAAUGGAGUCCUCAAUCUACAAAGCAUUCACCGAAGCAUUCAUUAAUGAAGCCACGGCCAGGAACAUCACCAGAGCUCCAUCUGUAGCGCCUUUCGACGUGUGUUUCAGCACAAACAACGUUGGGAGCACCAGACUCGGACCAGGUGUGCCAUUCAUUGAGCUGAUUCUACAGAGCCAAAGUGUGGUUUGGAGGAUCACGGGUUCUAACUCAAUGGUUUAUGUCAGUGACAAUGUACUGUGUCUUGGGUUUGUUGAUGGAGGGUUAAACCCUAGAACCGCCAUUGUUAUCGGAGGGUACCAGUUGGAGGACAAUUUUUUACAGUUUGAUCUUGAAGGUUCGAGACUUGGGUUUAGCUAUUCGCUGCUUGGAAGGCGAACUACUUGUGGUAACUUCAACUUCACAUCCAGCUCCAUCCCCUAG
Ilex paraguariensis (yerba mate) is the source of this 1317-nucleotide messenger RNA. NCBI's taxonomy places the organism in Eukaryota, Viridiplantae, Streptophyta, Magnoliopsida, Aquifoliales, Aquifoliaceae. The record is from the annotation of a GenBank genome assembly.